AUACUAACACAUUGUUUCAGUUACGUUUUCUCAGAAGAUUCCAACGAUGUAAUGAAAUUUGAAAACUUUUACGUCUCUAGAUCGACGGGCAGUGUCUUAAAACUUACUUCAAAUAUUUUGGCAAUUAUUUUAAUACACGAAUGGUACAUUAUAACUUGAUUUAUUAAAAUUUUCCUAACUUUUAACGUUAAGCUUGUAAAAUUAGCAUACGUGAUAAGGAAGAUGGAAAUUCCACACAAAAAUGUCCGGCAAAUAAUAGGAAGAAAAUCAUGUUGCAUUAUUUUGCAUAUAAUAUUAAGAAAAAUAGAUACUUAAAAGUCAGUUAUUUCAAACAGUUAUGCUUCUUACAAUUUUAAUAUAAUUUUGUAAUGAUACCAAUUAAAUUCAAUCGAAUAGUCCCGCGAAUUAAUGCCAGGAGGGCACAGUAAAGAAUUAUCAAAUUUGAGAUCUUAUCAAUGCUCAUCUUGCGAUGAGAUUUUUCAAAAUCAUCGUCGUAAAUUAUUCAGUUAUACAGACGAAAUUAAUUCUCACUUAGAUAAUACAGGACUAAACGAUUUUCUUAAAGAAACCAAUAAAGAUACCGAAAAUCAUGGUGAAUUAUGGGAUAACUGGAGCAAUUGGAGUAAAUGUAGCGUGACCUGUGGAAAUGGCCGUCAAGUUCGUUGGCGCCAUUGUUUAGCGGGGGAUUGCACAAAAGGAUUGAAGAAAGCACAAAUGAAAACUUGUCGACAAAAACAAUGCGAUUCUAAAACUUUUCUUCACUGGCUUGGCAUUAAAUCUUGAUAAUAAAUUUCAGAUAAUUUCAAGCGGUAAUAAAUCCGACUUGAAGUGAUAACAGAUUGCGGAUAAUUAAUUAGUAAUGCAAAUGUUAAACAAAUUGCUGAGAAAAUUUGUUGAGUUAUUAUUAAUCGUUUUUGUUGUUACGGAAUGUACGUCAAUGUUACAGUCCGAGAAAUCUUUAAACGAUGCCAUAAUAGUCCCUUCACAGGAACAAACAUCUUCUGUAUCCAAAAUCGUGAACACUGAAAACAAAAAUUUGCAAUACGUGACACAAACAUCUUCUGUAGGGAACAAUAAUCCGAGUGAAGAAAAUGAAAAAGUCAAGAACAUCGUUAAGAAAGAU
Messenger RNA from Osmia bicornis bicornis, 1123 nucleotides. Its product is annotated as thrombospondin-1-like. Bases 409 to 783 code for a protein of 124 amino acids. The transcript is spliced from 2 exons. The record is from RefSeq and is a predicted model, not a curated record. Lineage: Eukaryota; Metazoa; Arthropoda; Insecta; Hymenoptera; Megachilidae.